Pyricularia pennisetigena is the source of this 542-nucleotide messenger RNA. RefSeq lists its product as uncharacterized. The transcript is spliced from 3 exons. Gene Ontology annotation, biological process: translation. The coding region runs from base 96 to 542 and encodes 148 amino acids. Lineage: Eukaryota; Fungi; Ascomycota; Sordariomycetes; Magnaporthales; Pyriculariaceae. The record is from RefSeq and is a predicted model, not a curated record. Gene Ontology annotation, cellular component: cytosolic large ribosomal subunit; ribosome. Gene Ontology annotation, molecular function: structural constituent of ribosome.
GUUUACUGACUGGGCCUCCAGGUCGCCUUCAGGAAUACCAGGUCAUCGGUAGGCAUUUGCCUACCGAGUCGAACCCGACUCCCAGCCUUUACCGCAUGCGCAUCUUCGCCCCCAACGAGGUCGUUGCCAAGUCGCGGUACUGGUACUUCUUGCGUGGUCUCAAGAAGGUCAAGAAGGCCACUGGUGAGAUUGUUGCCGUCAACAAGAUCCACGAGAAGCACCCCCUGAAGGUCAAGAACUUUGGUAUCUGGAUCCGCUACAACUCCAGGUCCGGCACGCACAACAUGUACAAGGAGUACCGUGAGCUGUCCAGGACUGCAGCUGUUGAGGCUAUGUACCAGGACAUGGCUGCCCGCCACCGUGCCCGUUUCGCCUCGAUCCACAUUCUCCGUGUCGUCGAGCUUGAGAAGACCGAUGACAUCAAGCGCCCUUACAUCAAGCAGCUCACCAGCAAGGGCCUUGCCUUCCCCCUUCCCCACCGUGCCCCCAAGAUCAACAACAAGAAGAUCUUCAGCGCGAGGCGCCCGUCUACUUUCGCUUGA